AACGAGCCCAGUGGACUUAUGUCCGGAACCGUAAUAAAUAAAUAAAAAAAAAAGGAAAAUAAAAUAGUUUGACAUUUGACAAAUAAUAAAUGCCAGGAAUCUGUGGAAAAUACAUAAUAUUAGUUCAAUAGAAAAAGGAAAGCUCAAAACUGAAAACAAAUUAUUAAUCGUGAGAUCGAGGAAAAGCCUUAUUUAAAUUUGUUUGGAACGCUAAUAUUUGCCGUACUAAAAUGUCUUCCGACGCACUAAACAUCGCCCGGCGUAAACUAAACGAUGUUCUUGGAGAAAAAUCAACAAAAUAUUUCAACCACAUGAAGCAGUGGUUUCGUAUGAAACUUACUAAAGAAGAAUUCGACGCAGAAGCCCGUAAACUUCUAAACAAUGAACAAGUGCAUCACCAUAAUGAAUUUUUAUUAGCAUUGUUAAAUAAAGUUGAAGGUCUGGCCGAGGCAUCCAUCAGUAUAGCUCAAGAGAAAGCAAGCUCUCAUAACAGGAAUAGCAGACGACACAAAAGAAGUUCGCGAACGUCCGAGAAAAGUAACUUUGAACCUGUUGAUUUGCUCGAGUAUUUGCCGCCUAAUUCGCCGCCGGGCGCUGGCAGCGAUGGAGUGAAAUAUGCCGCACAGGAAAUUUUCCUGCCAGAUCAUGCACUGGUAGUAGGCCGUUUUAUGUUAGCGGCAUGGGAACUAGGCUUAGAGGGUGCAGAUGACGAAGCAGCUGAUAUCAUGGUGGUGGCUGUCCAGAACUUCCUCAAGAAUGUUAUAAGUGCUGUGAUAUCACAACGGAAAGGGUAUAAAAUGAGAGGGAAGCACUUCAUGUAUGAUAUUGGAAGGGAUGUGCCCAACAUGUGGUUAAGGAAUACAGCCAAAUUGUACGAUCCCCAGUUUGAAGGCAGGGUGGAGGUGGAUGAUGGAGCUGAUGCUUUGGGACCGAGAUGUCCCCCUACAAUUGAUGAGAUGGAACAAUCUGCCGCAUUUGAGAUUGCUUGCAGCAAAACAGAUGAGGAACCUAAUGAUGAUAAGUUAACAAUUGAGGAGUUCUAUACCACACUACUUACUCACAGGAACAUUAUAGCGUGCCAUUCUGUGUAUGCAGUAAACAUGGAACGGUUGGCUGUUAUGUUGAACCAUCCAAGUUACUGAACAUCGGUUUUAAAAUUAUCUAAUGAAUUUGAUAUGUUUAUGUCGGGAGCAUAGCUACUGCUGUAUCAGCCAUAUCAGUAAUACGGGGCCACUCUUGGCCCAUAUCUACAUUAAACUUCACACUGCCCUGAAGAGGCCCCAACAAAUAUACAUAUAUGGCCCCUCUAUGCCAAGCUACCCUACUGGCUUGUAUAUAAUUGUAGAAGAAUUAAAGUCAGGACAGGGCAACUCUGUAUGGUAAGUGAAGAAGAAAUGUUUACAGACCCUUAUAGGCUUCAGUGUGUUAUGUCAACAUAAAGCGGCCUACUACAAGGUAUACACAUUAACUCUGUACCCAGGGAUGUGACAAAAUUCGGUGUAAAAGGGUGUAUGUUUAGUGUGGUGACUGAGCACACAAGAAUUACCUUGUAGUUUAUUAUCACCCUAUAAUAUAUCUAAGUCAAAAAGAAGCUAUUCUCUAGACUAAGGAAAUGAUUUUAAACAACCAGGCUUGGUAUUAAAUAGAGCAACCAUGUGAUCUGUUAGUCUUUUUACAAUAAUACAGUGAUGCUGAUGCUAUUGUUAAAUCUCAGGUUACACUACCUUUUUUUAAAACCACUAUGUGUAGUAAAAAUUGAAUAAAUGUUAGGUCUUAUGUUGAAUUCAAUGGCUACAAUUGAUUAAUGUCUUCAUCAAAUAAGCCUGUCUGACUAACAUUAAGAAUUGAUAUUUCAAAGUAAUUAUAUGGUGUUGUGUAAUAAAUGUUUAUUUAUACAA
Manduca sexta (tobacco hornworm) is the source of this 1898-nucleotide messenger RNA. RefSeq names its product transcriptional adapter 1-like. Gene Ontology annotation, molecular function: transcription coactivator activity. The transcript has 3 exons. Gene Ontology annotation, cellular component: SAGA complex. Gene Ontology annotation, biological process: regulation of transcription by RNA polymerase II. Bases 231 to 1142 code for a protein of 303 amino acids. The record is from RefSeq and is a predicted model, not a curated record. Lineage: Eukaryota; Metazoa; Arthropoda; Insecta; Lepidoptera; Sphingidae.